ACAAAGGUGGUUACAACUCGGAGCUCUCCUCUGAAGACGAUGGUGGCAGCGGGGAUGAAGAAGAUCCCGAUGACUAUCGCGUGGGUGGCUACCACGUGGUGACCAUAGGCGACAUGUUUGUGGACCGGUAUCAAGCCCUACACAAACUGGGUUGGGGGUACUUCUCAACCGUGUGGCUGUGUUUCGAUCACAA
Messenger RNA from Sphaeroforma arctica JP610, 193 nucleotides. RefSeq lists its product as hypothetical. The record is from RefSeq and is a predicted model, not a curated record. Gene Ontology annotation, biological process: spliceosomal complex assembly; regulation of mRNA processing. The annotation marks the transcript as partial. NCBI's taxonomy places the organism in Eukaryota, Ichthyosporea, Ichthyophonida. The transcript has a single exon.